CGUGCCUGCAGCCUGUAGAGGAAGAGAGCGGAAGCGGCAGGUACAAAACUGAAAGCAGCGCGAUGUUUGGUCUCUUCGGGAAAAUUAAACCUGUCAAAAUUAGGAGUUGCAAUGACAGUAGAAAGUACGGAGUUGCAGCAAAGGAUGUGAAGGAGUUACUUAAAAAGGGCUGCAAGUUAUUACAGCUGCCACUUUCAGGUGCACAUGUUUGUUUGUAUGAUGACGGGACAAAAGUGACGGAUGAAUACUUCAAGACUCUGCCGGACAACACUGAACUUGUUAUUCUCUCCCGAGAUCAGACAUGGAGCGGAGGAGUUGUGUAUGACAUCAGUCAGUUACUGAGCGCAAGCUUGUACGGCGAUGCCAUUGUCAAAGCGGCGAAAGGGCUCCUAUCUGAUGAGAAAGCUCCCAAGAGGCGUAAAAUCCUGACUGACCUGAUGCAGAACCUAGAGGACAGAUCCGACCUGGAGAACAGAACGGACGAUGAAGAUUGGUUCAAAGGUGUUGACGCUCGAUUUAAGACCAAGUCUGCCUACAUGAGGUACAACUGUGAAAGCAGGAUACGAGGCUACAUGAAGGAGGUGGUAGAAGCCACCAAGACAAUAGAGAAGGCCAAAGUCAGGGCAGAGUUUGAGAAAGCAUCACGGAGCCUGGCGGAGAUGCUGAAGAAUGCAAGGAACAACGGCAGCUACUUUGACAGGACCGAAGAGGAGCCAGAUCGCCUCUGUACUCAGGAAGGAUGGUUUACUUGCCAGGGAUCAUUCGACCAGGAAUUGUGCCCAUCUUUUCAUUCCAUAAACCCCUACAGCAGCCAAGAGAGCAGGGUUUUCUUCAGCACAUGGAAUCUGGACCACAGGAUUGAAAAGAAGAGGACGGUCAUUCCCGCUCUGCUGGACGCUCUACAGAAUCACAAGAGUGUUGACGUCAACCUGAACUACUUCUACCGCAUGCUGUUCACCAGGGAAAACCUAAAGCUAGUUCACAUCGUGUGCCACAAGAAAGGAGCUCACAACCUGCAGUGUGACACCAAGGAGAUUUUUAGACGAGCCGGUAACACGCAGAAAGGAAAGCAGAAGGUCGUAGGGAAGAAGAGGCGUUUGCUGUGAAUAUUUCACUUUUGAAAAAUUAGUGUUUGUAUGAACUCUGACAACAAUAUUAGACAAUCAGUUCUGUGAAUGAUGAUCUCAGGUCCACAACAAGCUGAAUUUGUCCUUUUACCUCACUUUGUUUGUUUUUUUUAAACCUGUUAUGAUAUUUCUGAGCCGGUGCAGCCUGCAGAGCGUUAAUACAGACUGACAGCAGGCUGUUAAACACAAGUCAUCACACUGAAACAAACCCUGAAAUCAUGAAAAACAUUUAUUUGUUCUUCGCGUUGGCACAAUGAUGUAAAACGCAUGAAUCGAUUACAAUGACUGCUUGAUGGACGAGGCAUUCGCUCACUCAGAGAGUUGCAUAGAAGACUAUGAAAAGCAUUUUGCAUAAAUAAGGCAGUAAAAAAUAUAACAAACAUUUGAUUGGAUGAUCGGAAUAAUCAGCUAUAUACAAAAUAUUACAAGAUGUGCACAGCAAAAGUGCAAUUACUGUUAACCUCAGUUCAUCUACACUGAAGAUGCAUCAGUAACGUUAAUGUCUUUAGGUUGUCUUUCUUUUAAAAAUGUGUUAUAUUUGCAAAUCAAUCAGGAAAAUGACUAGUUGCACUGAUACAUGUGCAGUACACACACGCAGACGGAUGUGUUGUUUGUGAAGCAGCUGCCAAAAUGAGCACACAAAUAUGUGGUGAGGAGGAAUAUUAGACACUUGGUGAACAAUGGCUCAUUCAUGUUAAACAAUGAAUUUGUGACAUUAGAAGCUCAUUAUGGAACUGCUCUUUGGCACGCGCGUACCCUCCUUCCUCAUCUCGUUCAUAGUGGGGAAGUUGACACCUGUCAACGUGGGGAAUUUUACAAUUUACAAUUGAAAAACAUGAGCUUCCUCAAGCGUUCAUAUGAUGUAGCAUUAUGUAUGUUACGUGGACCGAUGUGCCUAAAAAAUGUCGUGCCAACACACCCUCCAGGUGAGACCAAAGAUGACUGAACCGGUGAUGUGUGUGUGUGAGCAGAAAUUCAGCAAUAAAUAAUAAAAGCAAGCACUCCUGCACAUGUGACUAUAUUAACCUCGUUACUGUAUCCAUGU
This is a messenger RNA of Larimichthys crocea (large yellow croaker), 2172 nucleotides long. It is a transcript of the gene dffb, whose product is annotated as DNA fragmentation factor, beta polypeptide (caspase-activated DNase). NCBI's taxonomy places the organism in Eukaryota, Metazoa, Chordata, Actinopteri, Sciaenidae. The record is from RefSeq and is a predicted model, not a curated record. Gene Ontology annotation, molecular function: DNA endonuclease activity. Gene Ontology annotation, cellular component: nucleus; cytoplasm. Gene Ontology annotation, biological process: apoptotic DNA fragmentation; apoptotic process. The transcript has 7 exons. The coding region runs from base 63 to 1106 and encodes 347 amino acids.